UCAAUUAAUGGGCGUCGAGUCCGGUGGUUCUUCGCGUGUUUUCAAGAAUUACUUGGGCUAUUCGGGUUUCCAUCAAUAAGAAUCCCUAAUCUAUGACACUGACUGAACUGGGAUUGCUGCGUAAUCGAGCCCGUCUAAGACAAAGAUUCUGGUUCAGAGUGUACUAUGGUGCUUCUUCACCAUCGCUUUUGGAGGAAAACUCAUUUGAUUUAGCACCAAACCAUGAAACUAAAAUUACUGCUGAAAAUUAUGCUCGAGGAGACAUUUUAUUUGUCAGUGGAAAGUGUACCCUAUUCCCCGUUGUAGUCAGAGUAUUUCAUUCAUUGAAUGUGAAGUUUGCAAGGGAAAUAAGAUUCUUAGAAGCUGUUGAGAAGUAUGGAUUUUCUCAUUCUAUCAAUGCCUUCUGCAUUAUGGUUCAUAUCUUUUCAUCAGCAGGAAUGCACAAGGAAGUACGUGAUCUUUUACGAGAGGUUGUAUGCUACUGUAAGGAAGUGAACUGGAACACAUUUGCAUUGUGUCCCACUCUACUGGAGUUAGCGGGGGCAGAAAAGUCGGUUUCUGUCUUUGAAGUUCUUAUGAUGGUUUUUACAAGCUCAUUAAUGCUUGAACAUGCUGUAGAUGUGUUUGUGCAAGCUAAGAACAUUGGACUUGAACCAAAUGUCAAAGCAUGCAAUAUCUUGCUCCAGUGUUUGGUGGAAAGAAACAAAAUAGAAUUUUUAAGAAGUUUAUUUGAGGAAAUGAAGAACUACGGUCCACGGCCUAAUGUUUUCUCUUAUACUAUUUUGAUGAAUUUUUACUGUAAAGGAGAUAUUGGGCAGGCUGUCACAGAUAUUAGCCAAGCUACUGAAAUAUUAGAAGAAAUGGAGAGGUGUGGGGUGUGCCCUACAGUUGUGACUUAUGGUACAUAUAUUCGUGGGCUCUGCAGGGUUGGGGAUGCAGAAUCCGGGCUGAAAUUCCUUCGAAUCUUGAGAGAUAGAAACCAGCCCCUCAAUAGUCAAUGUUAUAAUGCUGUUAUCCAUGGCUUUUGCCACAAAAGUAGGUUAGAUGAUGCUGAGGGGGUCUUUGAAGAAAUGAAGAGAUGUGGAGUAUCACCGGAUGCUCACAGCUACAGCAUUCUGAUUCAUGGGUUCUGUAAGAAGGGGAAUGUUACGAAAGGCAUCACUUUACUGGAGGAAAUGGUUAUCCAUAAAAUAAGGCCUUCCCUAGUUAGCUAUAGUUCUCUUUUGGGUGGUCUUUGCUUGAAUGGACAAAUGGAAGAUGCACUUAAAUUGUUCCACAAACUUGAGGCUUUGGCUUGUAAUCCUGAUCAAAUUGCUUAUAACAUCUUAAUAGCAGGAUGCUGUAAGCUUGGGGACUUCAAUUAUGUUCAUAGACUUUGGAUGGAGAUGAUCAGAAAUAAUUUCAUCCCUGAUGUUUACAACUAUACUAGCUUGGUCCAUGCUUAUUGCAUGAUGGGAUGCUUAGAGAAAGCCUUGGAACUUUUCAAACUUAUGGUGGAUGGAGGUGUACUGCCAAACACCGUUACAUGCAGUGUUAUUGUUGAUGCAUACUGCAAGAAAGGGCACAUUGAUGAAGCUUUCAGACUCUUGGAUGAAAUGCAAGAGCAGGGCAUUAUUCCCAACUUGUUUACAUUUAAUGCAAUCAUCAAUGGACUGUGCAAGGAAAGGAAAGCAGAGAGGGCUUGGGAGCUAUUCUCUUUGAUGCUGAGUAGGGGUCUUGUUCCCGAUGUUGUUAUUUAUAGUACCCUUAUAGAUGGUUUUGUCAAACAGUCAAAUUUAAAGGAGGCUUGCAAGUUAUAUGCGAGGAUGUCAAAAAGUGGGAUUGCACCAAACAGAGUCACGUACACAAGCCUUGUUAGUGGACUGUGCAAGGUUAACAGGAUCAGUGAAGCCUUGAAUUUAUUCAAGGAAAUGAAAGCAAAGGAUUUGAUGCCAGAUGGAAUUUGUUACACAGCAAUUAUUUCUGGUUUUUGUAAAAUUGGAUACAUGGGUAAGGCUUGUGUCCUUUUUAAUGAAAUGGUGCAAAAUGGUCUUUUGCCUGAUGUAGUCACUUAUACUUGUCUGGUUGAUGGGUACUGCAAAUCAAGCCGGAUGGACAUUGCGCAGCAGUGGUUUAAUGAGAUGAUAAAGCAUAAUGCCACUCCGAAUGAGGUAACAUAUACUGCACUUAUCACUGCAUACUGCAGACUUGGUUUAAAGGAUAAAGCUCAUGCAACAUAUAAUGAGAUGAAGAAGGUGGGUAUGUUGCCAGACGAUGUUACCUAUUUGGUACUUGGGUCGGAUGGUGGUAGACUAUGAAGGUUACACAGCCAAGGGAAUGAAGCAUAAACCAAGUGACUUUUUGACCUUACGGACCAAUCUUGACAGGUUCCAGGCUCACUUCCAGGACCUUAUAUGGUUGCUAUGGACUUAUUGGACUAUAUAAAGCUUGAAGAGGCAUAUAAUGAGUUGAGGAUGAAGGGUCUGGUGAAGAACAAUGUAUACCUGUUCUUUCUUUUCAGACCAACUUCC
This is a messenger RNA of Telopea speciosissima, 2510 nucleotides long. Its product is annotated as pentatricopeptide repeat-containing protein At1g63400-like. The record is from RefSeq and is a predicted model, not a curated record. Gene Ontology annotation, molecular function: protein binding. The transcript has a single exon. The coding region runs from base 93 to 2297 and encodes 734 amino acids. Lineage: Eukaryota; Viridiplantae; Streptophyta; Magnoliopsida; Proteales; Proteaceae.